This is a messenger RNA of Lucilia sericata (common green bottle fly), 4874 nucleotides long. RefSeq names its product toll-like receptor 7 (gene 18w). Gene Ontology annotation, molecular function: protein binding. The transcript has a single exon. The record is from RefSeq and is a predicted model, not a curated record. Lineage: Eukaryota; Metazoa; Arthropoda; Insecta; Diptera; Calliphoridae. Gene Ontology annotation, biological process: signal transduction. The coding region runs from base 510 to 4784 and encodes 1424 amino acids.
GUUAAGCGGUAAACAUGUUUUAGAAAAAUAGCUCUUCCGUAUUUAAAGUUAUAAAAUAAAUUGAAAAUAUCACAAAGCAAGAAAAAAAAAAUAACUUAACGUCUCACUAUUACAUUAUAACAAAUCAUUAAAGAAGAAAAAAUAAAAUAACGAAAAAUUAUCUUAACGCUUGUAACGUUUACGUAUCUCACACUUGGAUUACGGGUUUACGGUGUUCGUUUAACAAGCAUUUUAUCACUAAAUACAAACAAGUGACUUUAUUUAUAAAACAAAAAUUUCAAAAAAUGUUAAUUUCUUUUUAAUAAAAAAAAAACAAACAACCAAAACAAAAAAAAACUUUACAAAAAUGAAAGAAUAAUCAAGUGUUGUGGUCAUUAAAACCUUAAACAUAUAAAAAUUAACAACCAAUUACAAAAAAUAAAAAUAAAGAAAUUUUUCUUAAAAAUAAAAAGAAAAUUUCUUCAUUCAACAACAACAAAAAAUCAUUCACACUCAACAUUCAUAGCAAAAUGUCAACAAAAAUGUCUUUAACAACUUUAAACGCCUGCGCUCUUCUUAUCCUAAGCAUUGUCAGCGGCGCCUGCUCACAAUGUUCUUGGGAAUUUGUACGCACUACCAUGGAUAUCAAGUGCAAUUUACGUGCCAUCGAUGCCUCACAACCUUUGGACUUACAAGUAGCCGAAACUGCCACUAGAUUAGAAAUUUCCUGCUCCUCGGAUGUUUUGUAUGCCAGUGAAUUGUCUAGCAAUACUUUUAAUCGCUUGCAAAAAUUAUCCGAUUUACAAGUGGCCAAUUGUAAGAUGCAACGUUUAAAUGCCAAUGCCUUUGAGGGUUUAAUGUCGUUGAAACGUUUGUCGGUGCAGACCCACAAUGCCGUCUGGGGUCCCGGUAAAACUUUGGAAAUUUUGCCACAAUCGUUUUAUGGUUUGCGCGAGUUAAACGAAUUGAAUUUAAGUGAUAAUAAUAUACGUCAAUUGCCCGAGGGUGUUUGGUGUGCCAUGCAAAAUUUACAAGUUUUGAACUUGACCGCGAAUCGUAUACGUUCGGCUGAAAGUCUCGGUUUUUCGGAAAAACUUUGUACCCUUAAUGGCGCUAGCGGUGGUGCUGAAUUGCAAGUGUUGGAUGUUUCCUUUAAUGAAUUGAGAGCCUUGCCUGAUGUUUGGGGUGCCUCACGCUUGAGACGUCUGCAGCAGUUGAAUUUACAGCACAACAACAUUUCCUCCUUGGCUGCCAAUGCCUUGGCUGGUUUGUCUUCUUUGCGCAUUUUGAACUUGUCCUACAAUCAUUUGGAAACUUUGCCCGCCGAUGCCUUUGCUGGCAAUAAAGAACUCAGAGAAAUCCAUUUGCAAGGCAAUGAAUUGUAUGAUUUGCCUAAAGGUUUGCUACACCGUCUAGAACAAUUAUUGGUUUUGGAUCUGAGUGGCAACCAAUUGACUUCUCAUCAUGUGGACAACAACACCUUUGCUGGUUUGAUGCGCUUAGUUAUUCUUAAUCUAGCCAAUAAUGCCUUGACUCGUAUCGGUUCUAAAACCUUUAAGGAAUUGUAUUUCUUGCAAAAUCUCGAUUUGCGCAACAACUCUAUUGGUCAUAUUGAAGAUGGUGCCUUUUUGCCUUUGUAUAACCUACACAUCCUCAACUUGGCUGAAAAUCGUUUACACACCUUGGACAACAAAAUCUUCAAUGGCUUAUAUAUUCUCACCAAAUUGACUUUGAACAAUAACUUGAUCAGCAUUGUAGAGAAUCAAGCCUUCCGCAAUUGUUCUGAUUUGAAAGAACUCGACUUAAGCUCCAAUCAGUUGGCUGAGGUGCCAGAAGCUGUACAAGAUUUGAGCAUGCUGAAAACUUUAGAUUUGGGUGAAAAUCAAAUUUCCGACUUCAAAAACAACACCUUCAAGAAUUUGAAUCAAUUGACCGGUUUGCGUUUGAUUGACAAUCGCAUUGGCAACAUUACUGUGGGCAUGUUCUCCGACUUGCCUAGAUUAAGUGUUUUGAAUUUGGCCAAAAAUCGCAUACAAUCCAUUGAACGUGGCGCCUUUGACAAGAAUACCGAAAUUGAGGCCAUACGCUUGGACAAAAACUUCCUCACCGACAUCAAUGGCAUUUUUGCCACUUUGGCUUCUCUGUUAUGGUUGAAUUUGUCUGAAAAUCAUUUAGUUUGGUUCGAUUAUGCUUUUAUUCCUUCCAACCUAAAAUGGUUAGAUAUCCAUGGCAAUUACAUUGAAGCCUUGGGCAACUACUAUAAACUGCAAGAGGAAAUCCGUGUCACCACUUUGGAUGCCAGCCAUAACCGCAUCACCGAAAUUGGAGCCAUGUCUGUACCCAACUCCAUUGAAUUAAUCUUCAUUAACAACAACAUCAUUAGCCAAGUACAACCUAAUACUUUUGUGGAUAAAUCAAAAUUGACUAGAGUUGAUUUGUAUGCUAAUGUCUUGUCAAAAUUACAAUUGAACUCUUUGCGCGUUGCCCCAGUAGCGGCUGAUAAGCCAGUACCCGAAUUCUAUUUGGGCGGUAAUCCCUUUGAAUGUGACUGCUCGAUGGAAUGGCUGCAAAGAAUUAACAAUAUGACUACACGCCAACAUCCCCGCAUUAUCGAUUUGGCUAAUAUUGAAUGUCUAAUGCCUCACAGUCGUAACGCCCCGAUUAGACAAUUGUCUUCGCUAUCCAGUAGUGAUUUUGUUUGCAAAUAUGAUUCUCACUGUCCCGCCACUUGCCACUGCUGUGAUUUCGAACAAUGCGAUUGUGAAAUGGUGUGUCCUGACAAUUGUACCUGUUUCCAUGAUGCUACCUGGUCGACGAACAUUGUCGACUGUGGGAAACAAAAUCGCAUUACUUUGCCGGUGCGCAUACCCCAGGAAGUUACCGACUUGUAUAUGGAUGGUAAUAAUCUGCCCGUUAUUGACAAUCAGGUGUUUGUGGGUAAGCGUAAUUUGAGAGCUCUCUACCUGAACUCUUCGAAUGUGGUGACCAUACAAAACGGUUCCUUCAGUGAGCUGACCAUGCUGCGCACUUUACAUUUGGAGAACAAUAAGUUGCAGUCUUUGGAUGGCAAUGAAUUCAAACAAUUGUCUUUGCUGAAAGAAUUGUACUUGCACAAUAACUUGCUGACUACUAUUGCCAAUAGUACUUUUGCUCCUUUGGUUUCUUUGAAGGUAUUGCGUUUGGAUAACAAUCGUUUGACCUCCAUGCCUAUUGCUCAAUUGGCUAACUUGCAGUAUCGCAAUAAUUUGCAGGGUUUGACUAUGGGCCGUAAUGCCUGGUCUUGCCGUUGUCAAUUCUUGCAGGCUUUGGCUCAAUUUGUGGCUGAUAAUGCUAUUGUUAUACGCGAUACCCAAGAUAUUUACUGUGUGGAUAAUGGUGUUAAGCGUGAAUUGGAUUUGUUCACCCAACAUGGUGUCGAGUGCAGUGAAUUAAUGGAAAAUGCUGCCAAUAUGGCUUCUCAGGAUAUCUCGGGUGGUUAUGUGCCACUUUUGGCUGCUGUUUUGGUAUUGAUUUUCCUGAUUGUGGUUUUGAUUAUUGUCUUCGUCUUCAGAGAAUCGGUAAGAAUGUGGUUGUUUGCCCAUUAUGGUGUCAGAGUAUGUGAGCCUAGAUUUGAGGAUGCCGGCAAAUUGUACGAUGCCAUUAUCUUGCAUUCCGAAAAGGAUUAUGAAUUUGUAUGCCGCAACAUAGCCACCGAAUUGGAACAUGGACGUCCUCCUUUCCGUCUAUGCAUACAACAAAGAGAUUUGCCACCCCAAGCCAGUCAUUUACAAAUAGUCGAAGCUGCCCGUGCCUCACGCAAAAUUAUAUUGGUUUUAACACGCAAUCUUUUGGCCACCGAAUGGCAACGUUUGGAAUUCCGCAAUGCCUUCCACGAAGCCUUAAGAGGUUUGGCCCAAAAGUUGGUGAUCAUUGAGGAGACCAAUGUAUCGACUGAAGCUGAAGAUGUAGCCGAGCUUUCACCUUAUUUGAAAUCAGUGCCUUCCAAUCGUUUACUCACCUGUGAUCGUUACUUCUGGGAGAAAUUGCGUUAUGCCAUACCAAUUGAAUUAUCGCCCAGAGGCAACAACUAUACCUUGGAUCAUCAUGAACGCUUCAAGCAGCCCGUCUCACCUGGAGUACUCUUCAGACAAGCACCACCACCACCUGCCUACUACCAAGAAGAUAUGGAAGCUAAUUACUCGUCAGCCACCACUGCCACACCCUCUCCAAGACCCACCCGUCAUGGUCAACGUAUUGUUGAUGCCAUACCCAUGAGACCACCUAGUGAACAUAUCUAUCAUAGCAUAGAAUCUGAACAUUACUAUGAUCAACAUGAGGCCUUGUCCAUGAUACCCAAUGGCAUGUCAGCUCAUCAUCAUCAUCCCCAUCAUCAGCAUUUAGCUCCUCCUUCAGCUAGUAAUGCCUUUCGUCAAUCAAACAACCCUCGUUUGUCUUUGAAUGCUGGUCAACAACAACAGUGGCGACCCUCCAUGUUAAUGCAACAAAAUGCCAACCAACAGCCAGCCACAGCCCCUGUACAUUUACGCAGUGGUAGCAAUUUAAGUCAAUGUAGUACCAGCACACAAUCCACAGCCGCGCUGGCGCAAACACCUCAACCACAAGCUUCCACUUCCGCUGCGGCGCAAUUACAGCAGCAACAACAACUACAGCAAGCAGCUGGUAAUAAUAAUACAGGUGUGACUAGCGGCACAAAUAAUUCCACCACCAUUAAUUCAAAUUCUGCUGAAGCAGUGGCAACAACAACAACAGCAACGUCCUCUGCCACAACAGCGAAUAAGAAUAAUAAUCAAGCUUUUUUAGUGUAGAAAAAACUUAAAAAGGGAAACAGCAGCAACAACAAUAUGGUGCAACUACCAAACAGGGAAGGGGAUCAAACUCUAGCAGCCAUUUAUAAA